Molecule: messenger RNA, 456 nt
Organism: Microthlaspi erraticum
Lineage: Eukaryota; Viridiplantae; Streptophyta; Magnoliopsida; Brassicales; Brassicaceae
Source: the annotation of a GenBank genome assembly
AUGGAGUCGUCACCAGCAGCAUCAGCGAAGCCAGCGAGAGGUGCCGGAGGAAGACGUGGAGGUGAUCGGAAGAAGAGUGUUUCCAAGUCCGCUAAGGCUGGUCUUCAGUUUCCCGUCGGCCGUAUCGCUCGUUACUUGAAGAAAGGACGGUAUGCUCUUAGGUACGGCUCCGGUGCUCCCGUUUACCUCGCCGCUGUUCUCGAGUACCUCGCCGCUGAGGUUCUGGAGCUCGCAGGAAACGCAGCGAGGGACAACAAGAAGAACAGGAUAAACCCUAGGCAUCUGUGCCUGGCGAUUAGGAACGACGAGGAAUUGGGGAAAUUGCUUCACGGAGUCACCAUCGCUAGCGGAGGAGUUCUUCCAAACAUCAACCCGAUUCUUCUUCCUAAGAAAGCUGCUGCCUCUUCCCAAGCUGAGAAAGCUUCGCCUGCUACCAAAUCCCCCAAGAAGGCUUAA